Messenger RNA from Echinops telfairi (small Madagascar hedgehog), 1249 nucleotides. It is a transcript of the gene FANK1, whose product is annotated as fibronectin type III and ankyrin repeat domains 1. The coding region runs from base 1 to 1086 and encodes 361 amino acids. Gene Ontology annotation, biological process: regulation of apoptotic process. Lineage: Eukaryota; Metazoa; Chordata; Mammalia; Afrosoricida; Tenrecidae. Gene Ontology annotation, cellular component: nucleus. The transcript has 11 exons. Gene Ontology annotation, molecular function: protein binding. The record is from RefSeq and is a predicted model, not a curated record.
AUGGGGUUGCUAGGGACAGAGGUCAGCUCUCGUAUUGCUGCUAUGUUCGUGGUCCACAUUCCCCCUGCCACCGUGCCAUCGUCAAAGCCUCACCCACCCGUCGUGGGCAAAGUGACACACCACAGCAUCGAGCUAUACUGGGACCCGGAGAAGGCACGGCGGCAGGGCCCUCCGGAGCAGUGGUUCCGAUUUUCCAUCGAAGAAGAAGACCCCCGAAUGCACACUUACGGCAUCAUUUAUACGGGAUACUCCACAAAGCACGUGGUGGAAGGUCUGGAGCCAAGGACACUGUACCGGUUCCGACUGAAGGUCACCAGCCCCUCUGGAGAAUACCAGUACAGCCCGGUGGUCACCGUGUCCACGACAAGAGAACCCAUAAGCAGCGAGCACCUCCAUCGUGCCGUCAACGUGAAUGAUGAAGAUCUGCUCAUCCAAAUCCUUCAAGGAGGCAACGUGAAGGUCGAUGUGCCCAACAAGCUCGGCUUCACCGCACUGAUGGUCGCUGCCCAGAAAGGAUACACCAGGCUUGUCAAAAUCCUCAUUUCAAACGGCACAGACGUGAACCUCAAGAACGGGAGCGGCAAGGACAGCCUCAUGCUGGCCUGCUACGCGGGCCACCUGGACGUCGUGAAGUACCUCCGAAGGCACGGCGCCUCCUGGGACAGCCGAGACCGAGGAGGCUGCACGGCUCUGCACUGGGCGGCAGACGGAGGUCACUGCAGAGUGAUCGAGUGGAUGGUCCAGGAUGGCUGUGAGGUAGACGUGGUGGACACUGGCUUGGGAUGGACGCCCCUCAUGCGAAUCUCCGCGGUAUCCGGGAACCAGAAUGUCGCCUCUCUCCUGAUCGAGGCUGGAGCGGACGUGAACGUGAAAGACAAGGAUGGGAAGACCCCGCUGAUGGUGGCCGUGCUAAAUAACCACGAGGAGUUGGUGCAGCUGCUGCUGGACAAAGGGGCGGAUGCAGGCGUGAAAAACGAGUUUGGCAAAGGUGUCCUCGAGAUGGCCAGAGUGUUUGACAGACAGAACGUAGUCUCCUUACUGGAAGAAAGGAAGAGGCAGCAGACGCUGAAGAAGUCCACCUGCUGAGCGCUGAGGCACUGGGAGCAGAACACAGCUGGAGGGCCACAGGCCGCGCGAAGAGCCCCCACCUCAGAGGGCAACGGUUUGAUUUUUUAUUUAGAUGAAGAUUCACAGUGACUUUAUUGUAACAUGCAACUGUUCCCACUUUGAAAUACAUCUUUUUACCUAA